CCGCCAGCCUCUCAACACCGACAGGAGACUUGAGCCUCUCCCUAUACGCGCCAACGCCAGCCAUCACUCCCAGCGACGAGCCACGGCGUCGUAGUAUCACUAACACCAUGUCCACAGCCAUCGCCUCCCCUCGAACAGCGCUCGAUCUCCACCGCCGCUCCUACUCCCCCGUGCCCUCUCCACCACCACUUGACGGCAUUUUCGACUUCGCCCCUCCUGUCCCGCUCUCCACGAUCCGCGUGCCUUCACUCAGUGACAUUCUCGAAGAGCGCACGCCUCGCACAACCGGCUCCUCUCAUUCCAACAUCAAAUCACUCGAAGGCAACGCGUCAACUGCCUCAGACCCCGAAGCCCAGCUUAUAGAUCGUCCCAAACGCCGCCGCGAUGUACUCAUGCCGGGGUUUCGGAAUCAACCCCCAUUCAUAAUAUGGCUGCGAUAUUGUUGGCUCGGUAUUUUGACGCAGCUUCUCUGCUUGCUCGUCGCAGAGCUCAUAUACCUCUUUGCUACACCGCUUAUGCCACGCUAUUUUCCGUUAUACCCGGGUGUGUGGACGAGCGCGUGGGGGAUGAAGUAUGGACAGCCGUAUCUGGGAGAGUAUAUCUCAACGCUUGUGAGUGCGGUGGUUUCGUUCACCGUCCCGCUGGUGGUCAUGGGCGCAAUCGGGCUGUGGUACGUCCGCGACUUCUGGGAGUCAAAUGCUGCUAUCAUGGGCCUAGGCUACGCUCUCGCAACAGCAACCCUCUUCCAAUCCUUCAUCAAAUGGUUCAUUGGCGGCUUACGUCCGCACUUCCUCUCCAUUUGCCUCCCUUCUAUCCCACAACCACUUCCCGGUCUCGGGCCCACAGUGUGCACCGGCGAUCCGCAUCUAGUGAGAGAGGCGCAGAUGUCUUUCCCCUCGGGGCACUCGAGCGCUGCGUUCGCUGGGUUCGGAUUCCUCGCUUUAUACCUCAACAGCAAACUUAAAGUCAUCGGGCGAAAGCCCAAUACAAACGCAGUCUUAGCGGAAGAAAAAGAAGGAGAAGAAGAGAAAGCAGAACUUGGGCGCGAUGAGAAUGGAGCUGAGCGAAAGGCAACUGGAACAGAGCGAAAGGCAACUGGAACAGAGCGAAAGGCAACUGGAACAGAGCGAAAAGCGACUGGAACAGAGCGGAAGGACACUGGAACAGAGCGGAAGUACAAUGGAGCUGAAAAAGAGAGAACGUGGAAGACUCAGCACUGGCACUUCAUCCUUUGGGUUCUCCCCUGGUUAGUCGCGCUCCUGAUCGCAGCGAGCAAGAUCAGAGACGGCUGGCACCAUCCGGCUGAUGUGCUGUUCGGGAGUCUGGUGGGUGUUUUGUUUGCACAUAUGGCGUACUGGUGUGUAUUCAGGGGUGUGUAUGAUGGGAGGGUCAAUCAUUUGCCGAGGGAUUGA
Molecule: messenger RNA, 1412 nt
Organism: Macroventuria anomochaeta
Lineage: Eukaryota; Fungi; Ascomycota; Dothideomycetes; Pleosporales; Didymellaceae
Product: PAP2-domain-containing protein
Exons: 3
Coding region: 108-1412 (434 amino acids)
Biological process (GO): phospholipid metabolic process
Molecular function (GO): phosphatidate phosphatase activity
Source: RefSeq, a predicted model, not a curated record